Messenger RNA from Penicillium bovifimosum, 300 nucleotides. RefSeq lists its product as uncharacterized. The record is from RefSeq and is a predicted model, not a curated record. The transcript has a single exon. NCBI's taxonomy places the organism in Eukaryota, Fungi, Ascomycota, Eurotiomycetes, Eurotiales, Aspergillaceae. The coding region runs from base 1 to 300 and encodes 99 amino acids.
AUGUCUCGCCGUCGAAUAUCCCACAGCGAGAUGAACGAAGCUCUUGCCUACCCCUUCGCCAUGCAGUCUAACGGCCCUGCCUUUCAAUCAAAUGGUCAACCUCAACCUCGAGUCCGAGGACCUAUCGAAGGUCCCGAUGGCCGUCGUCUCAUCCGCCGUGUCACAUGGCGCUCCUCGACAUAUAAGCUCAUGGCUUCCCUCUGGGUUCUUGCCGUCCUCUACAUCGUUUGGCUAGUUCGGGAUCUCUUCUUACCUAUCCCCGCCGAGUCGGAGACGGAUUCUACGAAACCACUCGAGUAA